CGGGAAAGCUCGCGGCCGUACUCGUGUUUAUUUCCGUUUGAAUCCCCGCUACGGAACGGCCACCGUCCGCGGCGACUAAUUCACGGCAUCUGGGGUGUGUUGAAAAACACCCAAACACCGCAAAACCAUCAAUUCGACGGGUGAGCCAGUGAAGACCAUUUCGGUAUCUAAAGUGCGGCAUUUGCCUCCGGUGUGUUUGUGUGUGUGUGCGUGCGUGGGAGUUGUGUUUAGUGUGCGCCUGCUAAAACAAAGCUCCAUAGCGUUGUAAAACAACAAUGAGAUGCUUGGAGUUGCAUGAAAUACAGUGAACAUUAAGCGGCCAAUGUUUUUACCAUUGUUCGGGUUAGAACCAUGGAUGUGUCCUUUCGCGAUUGCUGCUGUCCUUUCGACGCAGUGGGCAGCAGAUGUGCGUGUCGUGUUUUACGCUCACACACAUUGAACGAUUUCCAUUCCGUCGAGACACGGGAACCUACCGGCGAAUUCCGCUCCGGCGAGACGACGAAAGCUCGCUCAGUGAGCCACUGAUGAGACUGUGCCGAGAAAGCGGCGAAUGGAGGUAAAGUGGAACGUCGUCGUUGGACCAGCAUUUGUGAGGUUCGUUUGAUUGAUUUCGCUAGUGCAUUUGUAAACGUACUUGUGUGCCUGUGUGUGUGUGUGAGAUUAAUAGUGUAACUGUGUAAUAACCUCGGCGCGGAACAGGCACUAAGUUUAGAUACUAGCUAAUUUACAUCGUCUACUACACGUCUAAACCAAUCCAUCAAGAUGACCACAUCGAACGGUGAGCUGCUCGGUUUGGCCUUCAUGGCAUUCUUCAUCAUAACGCUGUCGUCGACAGCCCGGUAUUACUUCAAGUUCUUCUGCUUCAUCGCCUUCUCGGUGGUGUGUGCCGUCGGUCCAGUGCCACUGAUGUUGAUCCGACCCCGAGACUAUCGAAACGCACUAAUUCCAGCAUACUUAUGCAUCGGUUUCGGUAAAAUGCUCGGUGCAUCGUUUACGGUGCGCGGUAAAGAAAAUAUCGAACGGAAGCACGGUGGAGUCGUGCUGAUGAAUCACCAGAGCGCACUGGACUUGAUUGUACUGGCUGAGCUUUGGCCCAUUAUGGGCCGGUCGACGGUGGUCGCGAAGAAGGAGGUACUGUACAUGUUCCCGUUCGGGUUGGCUUGCUGGCUCUGGGGGACUCUGUUUAUCGAUCGGCAGAACCGUGAUUCAGCCAAGAGCGUCAUCAACAAGGAAGCAAAGGCCAUCAACGAGAAGCAGGCUAAGCUACUUUUCUUCCCAGAGGGAACGCGAGGAAACGGCGAUAAACUGCUACCGUUCAAGAAGGGCUCCUUCCACGUUGCCGUCGAAUCGCAGGCCUUCAUUCAACCGGUGGUCAUUUCCAAGUACCAUUUUCUGAAAUCCAAUGCAAAGAUUUUCGAUCGAGGACAAAACAUCAUCAAAAUUCUUCCCGAAGUGCCCUGCGCCGGGUUAACUAAGGAUGACAUUCCGGAGCUAAUGGAACGGGUACAGAAGAUGAUGCAGCGGGAGUACGAGCUACUAUCGGAGGAGUCACUAUCGAUUAACAACAUUAGUGAGGUGGUGCACUAGAAGGAAUUGGUGGGUUGGGUUUGUUCGUUCCUACGUGGGACGUGCCCAGUACGGCACAAAACGGUUGACCUGGUAAAGCAUGUUAGAAUAAUACCCCGGAUCUUCAUUAGGGUUAGAAAAAUGCUGCAGAGACAGAUAAACUGCUUGAGCUCUCCUUCAUCGAAAGGAAGUACACUCAUCACCACCUCAUCAUCACGUCAAAAAACAACAACUCCUCGUUCAACAACAGAGAGCUUAGUAGUUGCGACUAGUGAUUGCCUUGUUUUCAACUGUUGAGUUUUGCCCCGUACGAAGCUAUCCGAUGUAGAAUGUAUGUGUUUCUUCCAAAAACCAAUAACCAGUCGUUUGAAGGAUAUCUUUUUUAGUAAGCAUGACGCACAAAAACAGACACACAAACGGAGCCGCGCUACUUUUCGAAUAAACCCCAUUUUGAGGAUAUACUCUUUUUCCUAUCUUCCUUCGCCAGAGACUAUAUAGUUCCUGUGUAGUAGAUGUAAGAGCGCGUAGAAUGAGCCAUUAUCAGCUCAACUCAUCAGCAAUGGGUUUAAAGUUUCCAAAGUCAAAUAGUUAUGAUCAAUCAAGAGGGGAGGGUGCGAAGCAAUAGCUGGCUUGUAAAUAGCGUACAAAGUACAUAUUUUAGCAAGAUAAGAAUUUUAUUCGAAAGAGCAAAACUAGGGUUUAGGGAGUACGGUAGUAAGUGGUAAGUGGCGAAGAGAAUGAAAGCACAAAAUGGGUAGAAAAGUACAACAGCAGUGUAUGGAUGCGAACACGACGUUAAAUGUCGUACGUUAAAUGUGAUAAUACAU
Anopheles moucheti is the source of this 2393-nucleotide messenger RNA. RefSeq names its product 1-acyl-sn-glycerol-3-phosphate acyltransferase alpha (gene Agpat2). The transcript is spliced from 7 exons. Gene Ontology annotation, molecular function: 1-acylglycerol-3-phosphate O-acyltransferase activity. The coding region runs from base 763 to 1587 and encodes 274 amino acids. Gene Ontology annotation, biological process: phosphatidic acid biosynthetic process. Gene Ontology annotation, cellular component: membrane; endoplasmic reticulum. NCBI's taxonomy places the organism in Eukaryota, Metazoa, Arthropoda, Insecta, Diptera, Culicidae. The record is from RefSeq and is a predicted model, not a curated record.